Drosophila takahashii is the source of this 2489-nucleotide messenger RNA. Lineage: Eukaryota; Metazoa; Arthropoda; Insecta; Diptera; Drosophilidae. The record is from RefSeq and is a predicted model, not a curated record.
UUUUCUUGCUCUUUCUGUUGUUGUGGUUGCUUUUCUGCCUUUCGACGUGGAGCGAUCUAUUUAUAUAUCUAUUUUGGUUUAUUUUGGAAGCACAUAUUCUCUUCGGCAUAGGAUAAAUACGUAUAUAUGCUUAAACAUUCACACUUUCUGUGAAACGGUUAAGCAUUUCUCCGAAGAAAGGUGGCCAAAGAACAACGUUGUGCAACGCCGGCUGGGGAUUUAAAGAUUGACGUUAAAUUGCAUCAGGAAAAGAUAUAUAGAUUUUCCAACGCGCAAGAAUAUAUAGAAAUCGGUGUCACAGCAAAUAUGGCCAUUAUGUAACGCACCGAUUCCGGCUCCAGCGUAUUUAGCACACUAGCGACACCCCAAAGAUCCAGGAUCACAAUGGACAUCCUGGUUUUUCUGACGGCGGCGGCCCAUUUGGUCUACACGCCCUUUACGAAAGUGGAGGAGAGCUUCAAUCUGCAGGCCAUGCACGAUAUUCUCUAUCUGCGCAACAACUUUACACAGUACGAUCACCAUGACUAUCCGGGCGUGGUGCCCCGCACCUUCAUUGGCCCACUGGUGGUGUCCAUGAUCUCAGCCCCGUUCGUUCUCCUCUUCGAGACUCUGAACAUCAACAAGUUCUGGGCCCAAUAUGUAGUGCGCCUCGUCCUGGCUGGAGCCAUCUCGGUGGCCUGGAACAAACUGCGCCAGGCGGUGACCAAGAUCUACGGCGUUGAAGUGCGCCUGUGGUUCACAGCCAUCACCAUUACGCAGUUCCACUUCAUGUUCUACAUGACGCGUCCGCUGCCCAAUAUCUUCGCCCUGCCCAUAGUUCUGUUUGCCAUCGCCUAUUGGCUGCGCGACCAGCACAAGCCAUUCAUCAUCUGCUCGGGCAUAUCCAUCCUCGUCUUUCGCUCCGAGUUGGCACUAUUUUUGGGUCUUUUGCUGGUCGUGAGCCUCCUGCAGCGCAAAUUCUCCAUUGACGGGCUGCUGAAGGUUGCUCUGCCGGCGGGCAUUUGCAUUUUGGCCGCCACAGUGCUGGUGGACUCGUUCUUUUGGCGCCGCCUGCUUUGGCCCGAGGGCGAGGUGCUCUGGUACAACACAAUACUGAAUAAGAGUUCGAAUUGGGGCACAUCGCCCUUCCUGUGGUACUUCUAUUCGGCGUUACCAAGAGCCAUGGGUGCAUCGUUGGUGCUUGUGCCCAUUGGAGUUACGCUGGAGCCACGUAUUCGCCCAUUGGCUUUGUCGGCUCUGCUCUUUGUCCUCUUGUACUCCGUUCUGCCUCACAAGGAGCUGCGUUUCAUCAUCUACGUGUUUCCAGUUCUCAAUAUUGCCGCCGCCUGCGCCUGCCAACGCAUUUGGAUGAACAGCGCCAAGUCGACGUGGCACAGCUUCCUGGCCCUCGCCUGCGGAGCUCACCUCCUGUUGAAUGUCUUUAUGACCAUCUUUUUGCUUGUAAUUUCUGGCACUAACUAUCCGGGUGGAGCGGCCCUUUCCCGCUUGCAUCGCUUGGAGGCUGGCUCUCCUAAUGUCUCCGUGCACAUUUCCAACUUGGCCGCCCAGAGUGGCGUGUCGCGUUUCAUGGAAAUACACGAUGAGUGGAUCUACAGCAAGGACGAGUCGAUGAACUAUACCCAAGCGGAUCUUGAAUUGUACACCCAUCUCUUGGUGGAGGCGAAAAACAAGCAGAACACGGAACUUUGGACCUCAUUGCAAAACGAUUUCGAUACUCUGGAGUUUGUCGACUGUUUCAACAGCAUCGGCAUUCAGUACAAUUCACUGCUGCCGGUGCGCAUUAAAACUAAGCCUUGCAUUGGUAUACUAAAAAGAAAGGCGCUGCCUCCGAAGGAAAAAUUAAAAAUUAAGGAGAAAAAGAUAAAAACUAAAGCGCCUGAAGUUGAGAAAAAAAUAACUCCUUUGCCUUCUGUUGAAGAUAUACCAAAGAAAAAGGAAGUUUCGAAGAUCAAACCGAUGUUACCAGUGGAUCUUGACGAUGACGAUGGCAUAGUGGCAACUGUGGAGGAAAUGUCCCUGGAACUGGAGACCACUGAACCACAAGCUGAGGCAGAAGCAGAAGCAGAAGCCGUAGAAACUCCCGCCAAGGAGAUCAACUUCCAGGAACUGCGUACGCUCGCCUUGGGACAGGCGACGAAAAAAUCGCGGGCAGCCACCAAGCUGAAAAUACGCAAAAUCAUCGAGCAGCACUACCGAGCCAAGGGCAAGCAAAUCGAAAACGACUCCGCGGAGCAGGCUCAAAAAUCACCUGGCUCUCCCGGCGGACGACCAGGACUAAGGCAGUCUGUGAAGUCCAUCAUUAAGCAGGAGAGGAUCAAGGAAAUGAUCGAGCAGAUCGCAACGAUGGACCUCACACGCAUCUGCGACUUGGAAAAGACAUCGACGAAGGACUGUUUGAAACAGGUCAUUGACAAAAUAGACGAUAGCGAGGGCUUGAAAACCAAAUGACAAAACUUACCAUAUUUUCAACUGUUUCUAAAUUAAACUAA